AUGGCGGACGAGAGAGAUCCUAAGGCAGCGAAAAAGGAGCGCAAGUAUCCCGACGAUGAUCUCUGGCCCCCCACUUCCAGCUCCGCCAGCACCAUGGCAACUAAGCUGGGGGACUUCCCCCAGAUCCAAUUUGAACCAAAUCUUGUUGAUUGCGCGGAGUCGUGCGGCGUUAAAAUUCCCCAAGGUUUGGCCAUUGCUAUGGUGAUGCUAAGGAGCAAGCAUGUCGACCACUUGGAGAUGAAACCACCACACAACUUCCUGCUUGAUCGAGCCCCUCCACUCACCGAUAAACGCAAGGAGCAAAUUCGACAGGUGGCGCUGUGGUUACUCGACAUGACCCGUACAGUGAAUGAGAGCAUGGAGUUCCUGGAGCCUGCAACAGCUCACUUCACAUUGCAGGUGAUUCUGGAGAUCGUGAGGCUUAUUAAACCCUGUCCACUUCCCAUUUCUAAUGCCAGCUGUGGGCUUAUCAAGUAUAUAAGCUUCUUCCGCGAUGGGAAUCCCAUCUAUAAGGACGAGUUGGAGGCAUGGACACUGACUGCUGUAGAGCUUUCGGAUGGCGUCACCACUCCGAAGGAUUGGUGCAUGGAUCAGGAGUACUAUCUAUGCACCUACACAAGAGAGACACAGAUCUGUGCCCUUAACCUCUUCAACGCCUCCCUCUACUUCGAUGCAGAGAAGAUAGUCAACAAAAAACUUCGUGAUUGUGUCGCCUUCAUCAUUGUCAAUGCAAUGCAUCUAGUUCGCGCCUACUGUAGCGUCACAACUCCCUGCUUCUGUGCGGAAUCAGAUCCACUGUCCGUGAUUCAAGCCGCUAAAUCACGACCCGCCUCUGUAAAACUCUUCAUUCAACGCCUCUCCGAGGAGAUAGCCCCUGUGCUAUUCGAUAUGAAUCGUGCCUGGUUCAUUGAACAAAUGCACUGUCGCUCCGACAUUACCGACCGACGUCAGUGGGUGCGUCAGCAUAAAGAGGCUUUCGCAGUUCACAUCAUGAUGAACAUCCUCUGCAGCAAUACCCAACAGGCUUGGAAUUCGAAAUGUGGAUUUGAGGACAUCCUCUUCCACACUGAAGAGCAUGGAGAGGGCUGUGUGGCGGAAUUCUGUGCUUGCAAGCUCUCCAAGAUCCUUCAAGCAACGCGACAGGAUUCCACCUGUGGACAGCCUUUGCCUACCAAUAAAUAG
Messenger RNA from Echinococcus granulosus, 1182 nucleotides. RefSeq lists its product as hypothetical. The transcript has a single exon. Bases 1 to 1182 code for a protein of 393 amino acids. NCBI's taxonomy places the organism in Eukaryota, Metazoa, Platyhelminthes, Cestoda, Cyclophyllidea, Taeniidae. The record is from RefSeq and is a predicted model, not a curated record.